This is a messenger RNA of Suricata suricatta (meerkat), 1886 nucleotides long. RefSeq names its product annexin A8. Bases 107 to 1090 code for a protein of 327 amino acids. Gene Ontology annotation, cellular component: cytoplasm. Gene Ontology annotation, biological process: endosomal transport; endosome organization; negative regulation of serine-type endopeptidase activity. Gene Ontology annotation, molecular function: calcium ion binding; calcium-dependent phospholipid binding. The transcript has 12 exons. Lineage: Eukaryota; Metazoa; Chordata; Mammalia; Carnivora; Herpestidae. The record is from RefSeq and is a predicted model, not a curated record.
CUGCUCCUCCGGAGGGGAGGCCAGUCCUGUGCAGUCUGGGAAUAGAGGGAAGGUGGACCGGUACGUCUUCCUCUUCCUGGAGGAAAACAAUUGAGAGUCGAACAAAAUGGCCUGGUGGAAAGCCUGGAUUGAACAGGAGGGUGUUGCAGUGAAGGGCAGCCCCCACUUUAACCCAGACCCGGAUGCGGAGACCCUCUACAAAGCCAUGAAAGGGAUUGGGACCAACGAGCAGGCCAUCAUCGAUGUGCUCACCAAGAGAAGCAACGCACAGCGGCAACAGAUCGCCAAGUCCUUCAAGGCGCAGUUUGGCAAGGAUCUCACCGAGACCUUGAAGUCAGAGCUGAGUGGCAAGUUUGAGAGGCUCAUCGUGGGCCUCAUGUACCCGCCAUACAGAUACGAAGCCAAGGAGCUGCACGAUGCCAUGAAGGGCUUGGGAACCAAAGAGGGCGUCAUCAUUGAGAUCCUGGCUUCUCGGACCAAGAACCAGCUGCAGGAGAUAAUGAAGGCGUAUGAGGAAGACUAUGGGUCCAGCCUGGAGGAAGACAUCCAAGCAGACACCAGCGGCUACCUGGAGAGGAUCCUGGUGUGCCUCCUGCAGGGCAGCAGGGAUGAUGUGAGUGGCUUUGUGGACCCAGGCCUGGCCGUCCAAGAUGCACAGGACCUGUACGCAGCAGGCGAGAAGAUUCACGGGACUGACGAGAUGAAAUUCAUCACCAUCCUGUGCACGCGCAGUGCCACACACCUGAUGAGAGUGUUUGAGGAAUAUGAGAAAAUCGCCAGCAAGAGCAUUGAGGACAGCAUCAAGAGUGAGACCCACGGCUCCCUGGAGGAGGCCAUGCUCACAGUGGUGAAAUGCACCCGGAACCUCCACAGCUACUUUGCAGAGCGACUUUACUAUGCCUUGAAGGGAGCAGGAACGCGUGAUGGGACCCUGAUAAGAAAUAUCAUUUCAAGAAGCGAAAUUGACUUAAAUCUUAUCAAGUGUCAGUUCAAGAAGAUGUAUGGCAAGACCCUCAGCAGCAUGAUCAUGGGAGACACCAGCGGCGAUUACAAGAAUGCCCUGCUCAACCUGGUGGGCAGUGACUCCUGAAGGCUCAGAGUGGGGCAAAGGCCAGGAAGUCGGAGCCACGGGGCCCUGCCUGCUCAACCUUGGCCAUGAUUUGGGGGGUGGGGGGAGGGCACAACUUGCCUUUCAGUCUUCUAUCUCCCAGCUUCUAGUGCUUUCCAGCUUUCUCUGCCUGGGGCUCCUCCCUCCACUGUUUCACCACCUCCCCUCCAGUCAGUUCCGGGCAUGAGCACAUUGCCAACCUCCGUAAAAUCUGGCCUGACAGACAUCUCAGCCUGAAGGGGUUGUUUCUUCCUCCAUACAAGGAGCUUCCCAAGCUUGACGGGCCACAGAGUCACCUGUGCCCAGGUCACACAGAUACACAGCCCCACUCCAUCUAUUAAAUGAGUAUCUGCAGAGAAAAGACCAGAGAAUAAAGAAUUUGUGUAAGCAUCUCAGCUGAGACGCCUCUCUGAAAGGCCACUGGGGAGGCCGAAGAACCCAUCUGUUUCAGAGCACACGCAUGUGAGCCUCUGAGAGAGAAACACGUACAGCCGGGCCCACGGGGAGGUCACUCACAUUCAUUCAUGAGCCUCCUCUAAAAAAUAUAACAACUUGAGGCUAUAGGUAGAAUAAAAAUUCCCUUGCUGUCUAACUAAUAGAGAAACUGCAAACCGAUGUCCCACCCCGUGGACACUGCGUCCUGAGAGGCCUGGGCUUACCCGGUCCUUGAACAAACGAGCUGCUCUUUCCUCCCCUGACCCAAGCAGGAGGCAUCUCUUAUUCGAACCAAAUGGGUUGUGCUUUUCAGAAUAAUAAAGAUUUGUACGUUCAAAUCUAA